Messenger RNA from Penicillium argentinense, 207 nucleotides. RefSeq lists its product as uncharacterized. The coding region runs from base 1 to 207 and encodes 68 amino acids. The record is from RefSeq and is a predicted model, not a curated record. The transcript is spliced from 2 exons. Lineage: Eukaryota; Fungi; Ascomycota; Eurotiomycetes; Eurotiales; Aspergillaceae. Gene Ontology annotation, biological process: protein secretion.
AUGACAGCCUACCUCCUUUCCCGGAUAGGUGACCCCAUCUUCGCCCUAACCAUGGGCGUGUCAGCGGCGCUUACACGCAUCCGCCGGGACCAAAUCGAAAAGAGCCCAAGCCCUGAGAAAGCAGCGGAGAUUGGAUACGGCACUAUUGUGCAGAUGGGGCAGCGCCGUUUGCAGCGGUGGUGGAAUGGGGACUUCAAGGAUCUCUAA